Molecule: messenger RNA, 1522 nt
Organism: Phragmites australis (common reed)
Lineage: Eukaryota; Viridiplantae; Streptophyta; Magnoliopsida; Poales; Poaceae
Product: protein G1-like1
Exons: 2
Coding region: 434-1189 (251 amino acids)
Biological process (GO): mRNA transcription; response to light stimulus
Cellular component (GO): nucleus
Source: RefSeq, a predicted model, not a curated record
GGGUUGUAGUCGUAGUACUAGACAAAGCAUUUGUCCAUGUUUGAUCCAUUGGUCGAUCGUGCAUGCCCCUAGGCUACAUAUAUGUAUGCAUACCUACAUGUACAGUACACACAUGCAUCAAGGGCCCUGUCGUUGCAACAGUUCACUCCGCCUUUAAAUGAACGGCGGCCCUCAUUUCGGAGUUUGGAGAUCAAUCCCCCUUCUCGAGUAGUUUGGCGUUCAACAGUCCUCCUCCCGUUUUGAUAUUGCUCUCUCUCACCAGUCAAGCCAAAGCCGAUCAGUGCUCGUAGCGGCCAGGUCCAUUGAACCAACCAUGAAACUGAAACUUUCUUGAUCUCUAGUACUGCUCCCUCUGUUUAUCAUUGCUUUGGCUCCAGUGCAGAUCUGAGCUGACAAGGCCCUUCCGCGCUCGCGCGUGGAGGUCAGGCGACCGAUGGAAAUGGACGGCGUCGCGGCGGUGGCGGACAGCCUGGGAGCGGCAGCGGCGCGGCCGAGCAGGUACGAGUCGCAGAAGCGGCGGGACUGGCAGACGUUCGGGCAGUACCUGCGCAACCACCGGCCGCCGCUGGAGCUGUCCCGGUGCAGCGGCGCGCACGUGCUCGAGUUCCUGCGCUACCUGGACCAGUUCGGCAAGACCAAGGUGCACGCGCCGGGGUGCCCGUUCUUCGGCCAACCCUCGCCGCCGGCGCCGUGCCGGUGCCCGCUCAGGCAGGCGUGGGGCAGCCUUGACGCUCUCGUCGGCCGCCUCCGCGCCGCCUUCGAGGAGCACGGCGGCAGGCCCGAGGCCAACCCCUUCGGCGCGCGCGCCGUCCGGCUUUUCCUCCGCGAGGUCCGCGACAGCCAGGCCAAGGCCCGCGGCAUCGCCUACGAGAAGAAGCGCCGCAAGCGCCACCCACCGGCGCACAGGCAGCCGAAGCUGGAGCAGGACCAGCACCACCACAACGCUCCCGCUGACGCCGCUGCGCCAGUCCCGCCGAUGGCCGAGAGGCGUCCGGAGGUGCCGGACCCGGCUCCGCACUUCUCGAUCCCGCACGCGCACUUCCUCCACGGCCACUUCCUGGCUCCGACCACCGAGCCAGCUGACCCCGCGUCGGGCGGCACGGGGGACGACAUGGUGCUGGCAAUGGCGGCUGCCAUCGCCGAGGCGCACGCGGCCGCGUGCAUAAUGCCGCUGUCCGUGUUCCACUAGCAAGCUUAGCUCCACUGCUUCCCUGAACGUAGCAAGAAUGCAAGAAGGCGCAAGAGUGCAGGUUUUGUUGAUGGCGAUCGAUGCUGGUCUCGUAGCGCCGUUUGAUCUUCCCGGCUUAAUUUUUGAAAUAGUACAUCAUCAACUGCUUCUGCCUUCUGGGUAUAAUUAAUCCACAUGGUUUUGUGUACGCUAAGAUGAAAUGUGAGGAUUAGAUGCCUUGUUAAUCCUCCAAGUUACUUCGGGGAUUUCGUUUAUUGUACGGUGUAAUGUUUCUGAUCCAUCCACUGAACUUUACACUAAUGUACACUUUGCAUCUUGUUGUCACGUGGUUGA